AUGUCGUCUCGGCCGGAGUUGAAGGUCGACGAUGAACAUGGAUUCAUCCGCUAUUUCAAGUCACUUCCACACGUAGGGGACGAUGUCAUCCGCAUAUUCGACCGAGGCGACUGGUACACCGCACACGGCGAAAAUGCCAACUUCAUUGCCCGAACUGUAUACAAGACCACCUCGGUGGUCCGACAGCUUGGCAGGAACGACCACACCGGCUUGCCGUCUGUUACCAUGACCAUGACCGUCUUCCGGCAAUUCCUCCGCGAAGCCUUGCACAAGCUGGGCAAGCGAGUCGAGAUCUAUGCUAGCCCGAACGGGCGGAUGAACUGGAAGAUUGUGAAACAAGCAUCCCCUGGAAACCUGCAGGACGUUGAGGAGGAUCUGGGAAAUCUAGGCGAGGCCGCCCCCGUCAUCCUCGCCGUCAAGAUCUCGGCCAAGGCUUCCGAGGCAAGGGCCGUGGGUGUGUGCUUCGCCGAUGCCAGCGUCAGGGAACUUGGCGUGAGCGAGUUCCUUGACAAUGACCUGUACUCCAACUUCGAGGCAUUGUUGAUUCAGCUUGGUGUCAAGGAGUGUCUAGUCCAGAUGGAAAAGGCCGAGAAAGACAAGGACCCAGAGCUGGCCAAGCUUCGGCAAAUCAUCGACAAUUGCGGCAUUGCGAUUUCUGAGAGACCAGUUGGAGACUUCGGAACCAAGGACAUCGAGCAAGAUCUGGCGAGACUGCUGAAGGAUGAGAGGUCUACAGCGCUGUUACCGCAGACCGAUCUGAAACUGGCUAUGGGCUCGGCAGCCGCCCUCAUCAAAUACCUCGGUGUUCUCCAUGACCCUUCCAACUUUGGCCAGUACCAGCUGUAUCAGCAUGAUCUUGCCCAGUUCAUGAAGCUGGAUGCGGCCGCACUCAAGGCGCUCAACCUGAUGCCCGGGGCAAGAGACGGGGCCAAGACUAUGAGUUUGUUUGGGUUGCUGAACCACUGCAAGACACCACUUGGUAGCAGGCUACUAGCUCAGUGGCUGAAACAACCCCUGAUGGACAAGGACGAAAUCGAAAAACGGCAGCAACUAGUCGAGGCGUUUGCGAACGACACAGAACUACGCCAGACCAUGCAGGAAGAACACUUGAGGUCCAUUCCUGACCUCUACCGUCUGGCAAAGAAAUUCCAGCGCAACAAGGCUAACCUCGAAGAUGUUGUUCGGGCCUAUCAAGUAGUCAUCCGUCUGCCCGGCUUCCUCGGCACACUCGAAGGGGUGAUGGAUGAGGCCUACCGCGAUCCCUUGGACGAGGCUUACACGAACAAGCUCCGCGAGCUAUCCGACAGCUUAGCCAAGCUGCAAGAGAUGGUUGAAACAACUGUCGAUCUAGACGCACUGGACAACCACGAGUUCAUCAUCAAGCCCGAGUUCGAUGACAGCUUGCGCAUCAUCCGCAAGAAGCUCGACAGGUUACGCACCGAUAUGGACAGGGAGUUCGCCGAUGCGGCAAAUGACCUGGGCCAGGAGCGAGACAAGAAGAUCUUUCUCGAAAACCACAAGGUCCAUGGCUGGUGUAUGCGACUGACGCGGACCGAAGCCGGCUGCAUCCGGAACAAGUCCCGGUAUCUCGAGUGUUCAACACAGAAGAACGGCGUCUACUUCACAACAAAGACCCUCCAGGGGAUUCGGCGAGAAUUCGACCAGCUGUCUCAGAACUACAACAGGACCCAGAGCGGUUUGGUGAGCGAAGUUGUCGGCGUCGCCGCGUCAUAUAGCCCAGUACUUGAGAGGCUCGCCGGCGUCCUCGCCCACUUGGAUGUCAUCGUCUCCUUUGCACACUGCUCCGUUCAUGCGCCCGUGUCCUACGUCCGGCCAAAGAUCCACCCACGCGGAGAGGGCCAGACCAUCCUCACAGAAGCGCGCCACCCUUGCAUGGAAAUGCAGGAUGAUGUCCAGUUCAUCACGAACGACGUCGAGCUGACGCGAGACAAGUCCUCAUUCCUCAUCAUCACGGGCCCCAACAUGGGCGGCAAGUCAACAUACAUCCGGCAGAUCGGCGUGAUCGCACUGAUGGCCCAAAUCGGUUGUUUCGUACCCUGCAGCCAAGCCGAGUUGACCAUCUUCGACAGCAUUCUGGCGCGCGUCGGUGCCAGCGACAGCCAGCUCAAGGGGGUGUCGACUUUCAUGGCCGAGAUGCUCGAGACAGCCAACAUUCUCAAGUCAGCGACGGCCGAGAGUCUGAUUAUCAUCGACGAGCUGGGCCGCGGCACGUCCACCUACGAUGGUUUCGGCCUCGCCUGGGCCAUCUCGGAGCACAUCGUCCGGGAGAUCGGCUGCUUCGCCCUCUUCGCCACCCAUUUCCACGAGCUGACUGCCCUGGCCGACCAGUACCCGCAGGUGCGCAACCUGCAUGUCACGGCGCACAUCAGCGGGACCAACAAUAACGACACCAACGCCAAAUCCAAAAAGGAGGCAAGCGAAGAGAAGCGCGAGGUUACCCUCCUGUACAAGGUCGAGCCCGGCGUCUGCGACCAGAGCUUCGGCAUCCACGUCGCCGAACUAGUGCGCUUCCCGGACAAGGUGGUGCGCAUGGCCAAGCGCAAGGCCGACGAGCUCGAGGACUUCACGUCGGCCAGCAAACACGACGACGCCGGCGCCACGACUGCGGGCGUGGGCGGCAGCGGCGUCGAGUACAGCAAGACCGACGUCGAGGAGGGCAGCGCCCUGCUCAAGGACGUGCUCGUCCGCUGGAAGGACGAGGUCCGGGCCGGGAAGGUGGUGUCCAAGGAGGACAUGGCUGCGCGGCUGAGGGAGCUGGUCGGGAAGGAUGAGAAAUUGCUGGCGAAUCCCUUCUUUCAGAGUAUCAAGACGUUGUAG
Chaetomium strumarium is the source of this 2838-nucleotide messenger RNA. Its product is annotated as muts domain V-domain-containing protein. The record is from RefSeq and is a predicted model, not a curated record. Gene Ontology annotation, molecular function: ATP binding; mismatched DNA binding; ATP-dependent DNA damage sensor activity. Bases 1 to 2838 code for a protein of 945 amino acids. NCBI's taxonomy places the organism in Eukaryota, Fungi, Ascomycota, Sordariomycetes, Sordariales, Chaetomiaceae. Gene Ontology annotation, biological process: mismatch repair; mitotic recombination. Gene Ontology annotation, cellular component: nucleus; MutSalpha complex. The transcript is spliced from 3 exons.